UGAUCUCAUUUGCAUGUUAAAGUUUUCAGAGAUACCUCUGUUGUCUUAUUCCACGCUAAGUGUGUCACUGUCAUUCAAGCGGACUUUGUCAACGUGAAAAAGAUGCAACAACCAUUCCGGUUACUUUGUUUGUCAGUUCUCCUUUUUCUAACAGAUAGCGCUCCAGCAAAUGAUACCGCACCUGGAGAUGGUAUAAUUGAAAUAGCGGCAGGGGUUCUCGACAACACUGUAAAUGAUACCAUUGAUAUGCCAUCAACUGGUGAUGUAGCUGCCACUGGUCUCAUUGAUAUGCCAUCAACUGGUAAUGUAUCUGCUACUGGUCUCAUUGAUAAGCCAUCAACUGGUGAUGUAGCUGCCACUGGUCUCAUUGAUAAGCUACCAACUGGUGAUGUAGCUGCCGCUGGACUCAUUGAUGUGCUAUCAAGUGGUGAUGCAGCUGCCAUUGGACUCAUUGAUAUGCUAUCAAGUGUCGAUGAAGCUCCCACUGGUCUCAUUGAUAAGCCAUCUACUGGUGAUGUGGCUGCCACUGGUCUCAUUGAUAUGCCAUCAACUGUUGAUGUAGCUGCCACUGGUCUCAUUGAUAUGCCAUCAACUGGUGAUGUUGCUGCCACUGGUCUCAUUGAUAUGCCAUCAACUGGUGAUGUUGCUGCCACUGGUCUCAUUGAUAUGCCAUCAACUGGUGAUGUAGCUGCCAUUGGUAUCCAAAGUGAUACGCCAAGCAACAAUAACAAAGGUGACACAGUUGCCACCAACAACCAAGCAGACGCUGUGGUCAUUGGCGACCAGGUUGUAGCUCCCGUGAUUGACAUUCAGUCUGGAUUUGAUGUAGUCGAAGAAUUAGAAGGCGUAGGAAUACCACCGGCGCAUGACACCGACACUACCGGAAGUAACACGAACACCAAAACAGCCGACACUGACAUCAUUAAGGAUACCGAGGCGUUGUUACCUGGACCAUAUGUCACGUUAGAGGAAGCUAACUCCGACAAUGAAAAGCUUUAUCUCGAUCCGGCUAUUUGCAAGAAGUGCAACCCUGAUAUCACAGUUAGAAAUUCAUGUUUCCUGAAACACCCACUUGACUGCAGAAAGUAUAUUCACUGUAUCUUCCCUAAUGAGAAAUGGAUUGCUUACAACAUGCGGUGUGGAUUCGGAACGUUCUGGUCGUACGAACACAAUACUUGCCAAUUCUCUCACAUGGUGGACUGCACUACAGACCUGUGUCGAAACCCUACUCUCAAAUCAUACGACAAUGCGCUAAACGAUAACUGUCGGGCGUAUUGGUCAUGUGAGAAAGGACACUCGGUACCAGUGUGCUGUGAUAAAUACUUCUCCUACCGAUCCGGUCAAUGUGUACCCGACAAUAACUGCACUAACGAGUGUCCAGACCCCUGUCAGAACACGGACAUUACUUCGUACGCCAAUGAUAUUAAUUGUCGUAAUUUCUACGAAUGUAAAAACAAAAAGUCGAAAUCCUUCUGUUGUGCAGCAGGACAAGCCUAUAUCAAUGGCACCUGCAUGGAUGACAGUGUUUGUGAUCUGCCAUGCCCAGCAGAUGCUAUUCUACUCGAAAGAAAGGAGAUCACGGCGACAACCGAUAAACCCACUACAAAACGGAGUUGCUCUCUGGAAGCGGUUGGUAGAAAAACGUUCCAGUUCAUUGGAAAUACAAACAAGUUACAUAUCACGACUUGCCCUGGGAAUCUUGUGUUUAGAAUUGAGAAAUGUACUUGUGACCACCCCUCAUCCGACAUUUCGGACACUUUGCCCAGAGAGUGUAAACCGGAAGUGUGUGUCAACUUCGAGUCGGACUUGCAUUCCUUUAAGGUAGAAAACCACCACAAGGUCAAUAUCAGUGGAGGACGUGGACAUUUUAAUGGCGAAUCUUAUCUGGCAAUCCCCGUGUACUCUUUUAACGAACGAUUCUCAAAGAACACGAACAUAAAGAUGUUGUUCAAGUCCAAACCAGGGAUUGGACAAGAUCGACAAGUUCUCGUUUCAAAUUGUCGAACUGUUAUCUCAGCCGGAAGUUCACGUCUUUCCCCUUCAUUAGCAAUCUUAAUUGACAAAUCGCUUGAACAACACUUCGUGAUAUACCUAGGAACUACCAAAGAUAACGGAAAUGCUAGUAUUGCGCAUACGUUCCAGCCCAAUCAGUGGACGAGUUUGGAGCUAUUGUUUGACGGACACAGACUUUCUGCUACUACCAGCAGCAUUGAUUACGACACAGGCCGAUCCAUAGACAGUCAGUUCGAUACCAAGGAACUCACUGGAGAACUUAAAGUAGGAUUGGAGUCAUUGAAAAUUGGGAAAUGCCUUCUUCGAGACGGCUUCCAUGGUGAAAUGGAUGAUGUUUGUAUUGGUGAUUGUGUGAAUGGCAAAUUCUUCGGAAGCCCUCCUGUGUGAACACACCUCAACAUAAUAUAAUAUUAAGAUGGGUUAUAAUGUUAAAAGUAUGUGUAACAUUCUUUAACUCAUUUAAAUGUCGCAAAUGUUAUUAACUUUCGCGAUUGUUCUUCGAGCAAAUUCUGUGCGAAUAUUGAAUGAGCAUCAUUUCUCAUUUCAUGUAUCUGAAGACUUUCUUUAUGUGAUAUCUGAUUAACAAAACAACACGCUCUGGAAAUAGUGCUGAAGGAUCACUGCCGCACUGCAAAACACUGGCGAAUUCCAAAGCAGAUUUUCAAACAUACAGUAACCUCCCCUAAAUUUUGCCUAAGAUAUAUUAACUGUUGAGGAACUGGGCAAGGGAAGCACCGUUGAUCAGGUACCUCAGUUUGUUAGAGAUACCGUUAUGUGAUCAAAGGUUCAUUGUUGGAAUCCCCAUGUGGUCCUGUUGCAUUUUUACUCGUAAAACAGUGUUUGAUCUAUCAUUAUUAUUAUCAUUAUUAUUUCAUAUUAUUAUUUUUUCAUUUUAAGUUCCGCAAGGUACUACUUUCAAACGUGUUAUUGUAUAUGUUCUUCAUAUUAUAAAAAAGGAUUCCUGAACUCGUGACAGUUGUUUCUCAUAAUUAUUCAUCUCAAUUAUUUAAUUUUCAAAUUUCAAAACACAACAACUCUGCAUUUGACUAUAUAAUGGAUUCGUGAGAUAUUUUUUUUAUCAUGAAAUAUCAAUUUUAAACUGACGUCGGGAUAUAGUUUCUGUCUGAUAUGUAGAUUAGUAGCUACAUAUCCUUUUGACGUCGUCAUAAUGAAUUUCAUGCCCAUGCCGAUACUUGCAUCAUGAUAGAUUCAUAUGUUAUUAUCGUUUUGCUAUGGUCUUCAGAUUCAAAUAAAACAUAUUUGUACA
This is a messenger RNA of Mizuhopecten yessoensis (Yesso scallop), 3280 nucleotides long. RefSeq lists its product as uncharacterized. The transcript is spliced from 10 exons. Gene Ontology annotation, molecular function: chitin binding. Lineage: Eukaryota; Metazoa; Mollusca; Bivalvia; Pectinida; Pectinidae. Gene Ontology annotation, cellular component: extracellular region. The record is from RefSeq and is a predicted model, not a curated record. Bases 103 to 2400 code for a protein of 765 amino acids.